Molecule: messenger RNA, 276 nt
Organism: Iphiclides podalirius (scarce swallowtail)
Lineage: Eukaryota; Metazoa; Arthropoda; Insecta; Lepidoptera; Papilionidae
Source: the annotation of a GenBank genome assembly
AUGAAUCAUUUAUUGUCAGAGAGCCUGGCAAUAGAACGCUUGGGUUGCAUUAAAGCGCGUUCUCACCUCAGCGGAGACACCUCCCGCGUCGCCGGCCCGUAUCGCCAAACAUGCCCGUCCGAUAGAAUGAUUGAGAGCUUUGCCUACGAGGUGGGGAAGACCUCUGGGGAGAUGUGCCCCCAGAGCUUGCACUCGCCCGACUUGCAAUUAACUCCUGUGUCGGAGAAUUACCGCGGCAUUAGACGCCCGCCUGACGUAGCCCUCCUCAGCCGUGCA